AUGAGUACAACAUUAGAAAAAGGACAGACCAUCAAUUUCUAUAAAGCGACCAUGCCGAUUAUUCUUUCUGUAUUUGCCAUAUACCUGACAAUAGGAAUUGCUUUGGGCGCGCUUCCGAAAUUUGUCCAGAACAAUUUAGGAUUCAAUAGCCUGAUCAUAGGGCUUGUGAUCGGACUUCAGUCGCUGGCAACACUGGUGACCCGGGCUUACUCCGGAAAGAUAACAGAUACAAAAGGUGCGAAAAAAAGCAAAAUGUCAGGAGUUAUACUCUCUAUCAUCGCCGGAGUGACCUAUAUUAUUGCCGUUUCAUGCCAGUCUUCUCCUUUGUUGGCACUGGGUUUCCUGCUGCUUGCGAGAAUCAUUCAUGGGGUAGGCGAAAGCUUCCUUGUUACAGGAGCUUUAACGUGGGGAAUCGGGCUGGCAGGCCAUCAGAGUUCAGGAAAAGUAAUGACCUGGAAUGGUAUUGCCAUGUACGCAGGCAUUGCGAUCGGAGCCCCGUUAAGCAUCUGGCUGAGUAAAGCUGGAUUUCUACAGCAAAACUUCCGGCAGUUCCGAUUUGGAGGCUUCAGAGUGGCUUUUGUCUCACUGAUUAUUGAAGCAGCAGGGCAGAUGAUGAUCUGGACUUCAGGAUCAAAAGAAAUGGCGAUCAUAGGAUGCGGACUGACAGGGAUAGGGUUUUCGCUGAUUUUCCCGGCAUUGGGGGUAUUGGCUAUCCAGAAAGUAAAACCACAGAUGAGAGGAACAGCUUUGGGUGCCUAUGUAGCUUUUGUUGAUCUUUCAUUGGGAUUGGCAGGUCCGGCUGCGGGUCUUGCCGCAGGAUGGUUUAAUUAUCAGACGGUUUAUCUCUUCGGUGUAAUCUGCUGUAUCCUCUCUAUGAUCAUCUUA
This is a messenger RNA of Oppiella nova, 885 nucleotides long. The record is from the annotation of a GenBank genome assembly. Lineage: Eukaryota; Metazoa; Arthropoda; Arachnida; Sarcoptiformes; Oppiidae.